UUUUAAUUGCUUACUGAAGUGCAAUGUACAUUUAUUUAAUAAUUAUUGCCACAUUUUGUGGUUAUCUUUUCAACUGGUGCUUGACAUGUUCUUUUACUAGGAUGCAUGGAAGAUGAUGAAUGUCAAUGCUCUUUCUGUGACCAUGAUGACUCGCAUAAUCCUACCCGAGAUGGCUGCUAGAGGACGAGGCCUGAUUGUAAAUGUUGCCUCUGCUGCCGGCUUGACUCCUACUCCACUUCUGUCAAUGUAUUCUGGAACCAAGGUAUUUGUAGAUUUCUUUAGUAGAUGUCUCAAUGCCGAGUAUUCAUCAAAGGGAGUCAUUGUUCAGUGUGUGUUACCUUAUUACGUGGCCACUAAAAUGAGCAGGAUCAGGAAUCCAAACGUCUUUGCUCCAGGACCAACCACUUAUGUUCGUCAGGCCCUGGGGACAGUUGGAGUGGAAUCCAGGACUAUGGGUUGUUGGAGCCACGCCCUUCAGGUAUGUGUGUGAAUCUAGAACCUGGCACUUCUCUGCUUUCCUCUAUUCGCCUUGCCUAACCUAACCUCCUCCCUUACCGUCCUGUCCCUAAUACCAUCCGUUCCUUUCUGUCCGGUCACGUCCCCCACUGUUCCGCUUCUUACCGUGAUCUCCCUUUCCUUCUCGUCCCUUACCGUCCUGUCCCGUCCCUUUAAGUCCCGUCCUGCCCUAUUUUGUCCCGUCCCUUUCUUCCCUAUCUGUCCCGCCCCUUACCGUCUCUUUCCGUCCCGUCCUGACCUGUCCCG
Messenger RNA from Orbicella faveolata, 762 nucleotides. Its product is annotated as very-long-chain 3-oxoacyl-CoA reductase-like. The record is from RefSeq and is a predicted model, not a curated record. Gene Ontology annotation, molecular function: oxidoreductase activity. Gene Ontology annotation, cellular component: endoplasmic reticulum. Lineage: Eukaryota; Metazoa; Cnidaria; Anthozoa; Scleractinia; Merulinidae.